Triticum dicoccoides is the source of this 2127-nucleotide messenger RNA. Its product is annotated as mucin-5AC-like. The coding region runs from base 51 to 1736 and encodes 561 amino acids. The record is from RefSeq and is a predicted model, not a curated record. The transcript has 3 exons. NCBI's taxonomy places the organism in Eukaryota, Viridiplantae, Streptophyta, Magnoliopsida, Poales, Poaceae.
GGCUGCUCUCUCCACAGGAGAACCCCCCACCUCCACCCCCUUUGCAUCUGAUGGUCCCCGGAAAGCUUCCCUCACCGACCUGCGAUCGCGGGCAGAGCAAAUCUUAUGGUAUCUUCAACCACAGAAGCCCUUCGUCACACCGCGGCCACGUUAAUCAAGGAAGGCCGUCGGUGGGACCUACUCCUCUUUCCCGUCGCUUUUCGCCGCGUUUGCGCCGAGGAGACGAUGGUCACGCUGGCCCCAUGGAGUCGUCGGCGUCGCUUCAAGGUGUGAACACCGCCGCUGGCCAGCUGACUCUUCCGCAGCAAGAGAGGGGUAAGAAGCCAAGGGUGGCCGAAAAGGAGGGCGGGGGCCAGCUGGUCCCCACCGAAACCUUGUUUCGAACCACACCGUGCAGUCAGGGCCUUAGGGCUCGAACGGUGGAGAUCUUGGACAGGGCAUACGGGCUGAAGGUGUCAGACGAGAAUCUGGAUGAAUUGUGCUACAACAGGUAUGUGCAGCGCGCGCAGGAAAUCAUGUGCCGGGAAGCCAGCGAGCCGGGUUUUCCUUUGGUUGGAGGAAACCCCUUUUCAUCAAAAAAGGCUAACGAGCCGGCCGUCUCCGGCCAGCGCGUCGCGGCCAAGAUUCCCAAGGGAAAGGAGCCCGUAACACAUUAUGUACUCGAGUCAGCUGAAGUGCCAGCACCCCACAUCAACCUUAUCAUCGUGAGCGACGACGACGAGGAGGAGGAGGAGGAGGAGGAGGAGGAGGCUAACAAGGUCGCCGCUGAGACCAACAAAUCCUCCGUGAACAUCGUGGAUCCUCGUGCGGCAGCAGCUGUGGCGAUUGCGCCAGUCCUUCCUGCUGCGACUUCUGCGCCGUCUCCAAUUACCCCGGCGGCCGGGAUGCCUAUGGCCUUUGCAACAGAUUCGGCUACCCGUGCUACUUAUGGCCAUGGCAAUGGCGCCGCCGGCGUCUGCGCACGUGGGAUCAAAAGGCCACACGCUCAUGAUGCAACCUUUGCACCGGCUCCGGGCGCGGGGGCGCCAGUGGCCUUUGCACCAGCUCUGGCUACCCCUGCUGCUUCCGAUCAUGGGAACAUGGGCAGGAUGGCCCAGGAACUGCAGGACAUCGAGGCCGUAUCCGCCUCCAUGGCCCGGACCCAGACGAUAUAUCGCCGCUCGGUGAGCGCCAGGUCGAACCUGCCACGGUGGGGGUGUCAGAGCCUUCGAACCCCCACGACCCGCUCGGCUCCUGCACAUUGCGGUUUGCUGAUGAAACGCAACACCACGGGGCCAGCCCCUGCCUAUGCUGGUUCCUCAUACCGUGCCCCUGCGGCUAACAUAAGCAGCUCCGCUCCCGGUUCUUCAUCCCGUGCCCCUCCUGCUAAAAUCACCAGCUUCGCUCCGGGCUCCUCAUUCCGUGCCCUUCCUGCUAACAUCAACAGCUCUGCCCCUCCUGCUAACAUCAGCAACUCCGCUCCGGGCUCCUCAUCCCGUGCCCCUCAUGCUAAAAUCACCAGCUCUGCUCUGGGCUCCUCAUCCCGUGCCCCUCCUGCUAAAAUCAGCAGCUCCGCUCCGGGCUCCUCAUUCCGUGCCCUUCCUGCUAACAUCAGCAGCUCCGCUCCAAGCUCCUCAUCCUGUGCCUCUCCUGUUAACAUCAGCAGCUCCGCUCCGGGCAUGGCUACGCCGGAGCAAGGGAACGGGAAUCGUGGCUUCAUCCGCCUCUUCGGCGUCAACAUUGCCCAGCAGGAGUAGGCGAUACUUCUGCAAGCGCUACCGGAGGCUUGCAGCUCAGCAUGCUAGUCCCUUAGCUCGCUCAUGAUUUCCCGCUGCUGAUUCUCAGUCAGUGCGGCAAAAUAGUAUCUUUGCUUCCGUUAUUUACUUUCGAGAUGAUUACAUUGGUUCAGAUUUUACAUAGUUCGUUCAUACUAGAGCUUUUAGCCUGUAUGUAGGCUUUCCAGAUUUAUCGGUUUUAUGAACUAUUUCAAGUUUGAUUCUAGGGUUCAUACCAGAGCUUGUAGCCUUGUAGGCGUUCCAGAUCAACCAGUUGUAUGAAUCACUUCGGUUUAGAUUCUAGAGUUCAUACAGGAGCCUGUAGCCUUUUGGCUUUCCAGAUGUAAUCAGGUGUAUGAAUUAUCUCAUGGAA